Molecule: messenger RNA, 1415 nt
Organism: Chanos chanos (milkfish)
Lineage: Eukaryota; Metazoa; Chordata; Actinopteri; Gonorynchiformes; Chanidae
Gene: pttg1ipb
Product: PTTG1 interacting protein b
Exons: 7
Coding region: 45-563 (172 amino acids)
Biological process (GO): protein import into nucleus
Cellular component (GO): cytoplasm; nucleus
Source: RefSeq, a predicted model, not a curated record
UAUUCGAAGUGCUAGUGUUCGUCGUGGUGAUCUGCAGUAAGAAAAUGAGAAAAGCUGGGGAAAUUUUGUUUUGUGUUGUUGUCUUAGCUUUAUUAAGCUGGACGGUUGUGUUCGCACAAACGACACCAUCCCCUGGAACAAGUUGUGCAUUAAAAUCCAACACGAGCUGUGAUGAGUGUCUGCAGAACGUAUCGUGUCUGUGGUGUAUCGCGACUCAGCAGUGUGUUGACUACCCAGUGAGGUCUGUGCUGCCCUCUCAUACCCUGUGUCCGCUGGCAGAGGCUCGAUGGGGACUGUGCUGGGUGAACUUCCAGGCUCUUAUCAUAACCAUGUCAGUGUUGGCUGGGGUUAUCAUUAUUGCAAUUCUGGUCUGCUGCUGCUCUUGCUGCAAGUGUGGAAAUGCUGGGUCCAGGAAGAGCGAUGAAAGGUUGGAACAGCAAGCUAACUUGAGAAAGCUUCGGCAAGAGGAGAGGAAAGCAGAGAUGAAGUCAAGACAUGAUGAAAUUCGCAAGAAAUAUGGUCUGAUGAAAGACAACCCAUAUUCAAGAUUUGAAAACAACUAAGAGUGGAUUUGAAAAAAGAAAAAGAGAAAGAAAAGAAAACAAUCACAGUCUUUUUCCCUCUUUUGCAUCUGCUUAUGACAAUGUCUGACUGAACCGACUAGCUGUGAGAUUUAUACGACAGUGUAAUUUAAUCACGAGAACAGAUCGCUACGCUGCUGAAAUGGAAGCAAAGAAGCAUUUCAACACCUGAAACUGAUGUGUGUUUAUUCUUUAGAUCACUGGUUGUCCGACUCAUUUCCAUUCUUAAUAUUUCUCUGAAAAAGCGUGUGCCGAUUUGUUCUGUGUUAUAUCCAAAGUAUUUGUUUUUAUGUUGGUUUUACAAGGUUUUUUUUUUUCUCGGCGUCAUGCUAACAUCAUAGCUAUACCCAUAUUUAUCUACGCGUUUGUUAAGCACAUUUUUUAGUGUGGUAUUGCUCUGGAAAAGUUAAACAUUUCAUUGUAAACAAAGAUAAGAACAGGACCAAUAUGUCUUUAUGACUUUUUGACUUUGACUUUUUAGAAAGACAUGUAGCCCUUGUUGAGCACAAAACAAUAGUAACAUGGCUAAAUGGCACUGCUGCGAUUUUUACAUUUUUGCUCUGAACUGAAAUUGGUAGUUAUACCAAAUGUCUGACAAGUAUUGUAAUGCUUUAUAACUGUAAACUGAAAGUCAAACCACAGGCUGUAGAAGUGGUAACACUCCAAAUUGUCACAUUCUCUCGGUUGCACUGUUUUGAGAGAACUGAUUUAAACGAAUAGGUUUUCACUCUUUGAAAGAAAACGUAUUAUGAGCCACUGAAUCAAAUGUUCUGGGCUGAAAUUGUGUGAAUGUCAUACAGAUUUCUGGAAACACUCAGCUGUAUCUUUACUUUG